Notothenia coriiceps (black rockcod) is the source of this 1280-nucleotide messenger RNA. Its product is annotated as proprotein convertase subtilisin/kexin type 6. The annotation marks the transcript as partial. NCBI's taxonomy places the organism in Eukaryota, Metazoa, Chordata, Actinopteri, Perciformes, Nototheniidae. Gene Ontology annotation, biological process: peptide hormone processing. The transcript is spliced from 8 exons. Gene Ontology annotation, molecular function: serine-type endopeptidase activity. Gene Ontology annotation, cellular component: membrane; cell surface. The record is from RefSeq and is a predicted model, not a curated record.
ACUCCAGGAGAAAACGCCACUGCACCGCACGUCACUGUAUUCCGGGUUAAUCUACCUGCAGGUGAAUCUGUGCAGCUCACUCUCUCUGGGCUCUGAACGCGCGUCUGCGAUUCUCUGCCGGACAGUGACUUUCCCCGGGACGUGAACACAUCAUGAUGGAUUCAUGACUGCGCCGCUCACUGAACUAAAGAUCCGGUUAAUAGCUCUGCUUCUCAGGAUGACUUUGUUCCUGCUGUUGAUGUUGGUGACUGUAGAAAGUAGUCGGUCGGAGGUUUACACCAACCACUGGGCAGUGAGGGUCUCCGGGGGGCCUCAGCGGGCGGACAGAGUGGCAGCGAAAUACGGAUACAUCAACUUCGGACAGAUAGGAAGUCUGGAAGAUCAUUACCAUUUCCACCACAGCAGAGUGGUUCGCAGGGCUGCGUUCUCUCUGAAGGGCCCCCACAGCUUCAUCCAUAUGGACCCCGAGGUGGACUGGGCUCAGCAGCAGGUAGUGAAGCCAAGAGUAAAGAGGUUUGCUCAGAGCGACCCAAGCUUCAUUCCUUUCAAUGACCCUAAGUGGUCCAACAUGUGGUACAUUCAUUGUAGUGAUAAUAACAGCCAGUGUCGCUCAGAGAUGAACAUCCAGGCAGCCUGGCAGAGGGGCUACACCGGCAAGAAUGUGGUGGUCACCAUACUGGAUGACGGCAUCGAGUGGAGCCACCCUGAUCUGGCUCAGAACUAUGACCAUCUAGCAAGUUAUGACGUCAAUGGGAAUGACCAUGACCCUACACCACGUUAUGACUUCCGCAAUGCUAACGUACAUGGAACUCGGUGUGCGGGUGAAGUUGCAGCAGCUGCCAACAACUCCCAUUGUAUCGUUGGGAUCGCCUAUAAUGCUCGCAUCGGAGGGAUUCGGAUGCUUGAUGGUGAAGUGACCGAUUUAGUCGAAGCCAAGUCCCUGGGAGUGCGACCUGACUACAUCGACAUCUACAGUGCUAGCUGGGGGCCAAAAGACGAUGGCAAGACAGUGGAUGGCCCAGGGCAGCUAACUAAGCAGGCUUUUGAGCAAGGCAUCAAGAAGGGUCGCAAAGGCUUGGGGUCCAUUUUUGUCUGGGCGUCAGGUAACGGGGGCCGGCAGGGGGACCACUGUUCAUGUGACGGUUACACCAGCAGUAUCUACACCAUCUCCAUCUCUAGCGCCACAGAGAACGGAAACAAGCCCUGGUACCUGGAGGCCUGCAGCUCCAUCCUGGCGACCACUUACAGCAGUGGAGAGUUUAACGAGAGGAAGAUUGUGA